Scutellospora calospora is the source of this 226-nucleotide messenger RNA. The record is from the annotation of a GenBank genome assembly. Lineage: Eukaryota; Fungi; Glomeromycota; Glomeromycetes; Diversisporales; Gigasporaceae.
GUAUAAAAUUGAACAAGAAGAUAAUAUACAUUGGUUAAUAUGCAGAAAAAAUAGUAUAAACUUGCAAAAAUUAAUAGAGCAAAGUGCAACUAAGAAAGAGAGGAACACUGAUAUUAAUAACAUUAUGAAAAACUUAAAGAUAAUACUAAUUAUAGAGAUAAACAAACAAAAAAAGGAAGACACCGAACAAUAUAAUGAAAUUGAAACAGAAAAUAUGACUAAUAAG